Messenger RNA from Hyla sarda, 9680 nucleotides. It is a transcript of the gene NCOR2, whose product is annotated as nuclear receptor corepressor 2. NCBI's taxonomy places the organism in Eukaryota, Metazoa, Chordata, Amphibia, Anura, Hylidae. The record is from RefSeq and is a predicted model, not a curated record. The transcript is spliced from 48 exons. Gene Ontology annotation, biological process: negative regulation of transcription by RNA polymerase II. Gene Ontology annotation, molecular function: transcription corepressor activity. The coding region runs from base 408 to 7922 and encodes 2504 amino acids.
GGUGUAAGCCUUGCUUGGAACCGUGCCAUCAAUCUCUUGCAGAAUCACAGACACAGAAGGAGCCAAGCAAAGCAUGAUCACAAACUUGCUGCUCUACAGAGCAAAGGGAAGCAGCCCCAGCCAGACAUCUUAGCCGAGCGCCGGGGAGACAGCAGCCGACAGUCUGUGGAUUUAACCUGGUAUAAAGGAGCCGCGUGUGCCCGGGGAAGCCCAUCCAUGUAGCGGCCGCUGCUGACACUGGGAUCAGCCCGGCUGCUCGGCUCUAGGGCGUGAGGACGAGUGUGUGGGGGGAGAAGAGCCAUUAUGGAUCCUGAGAUAUGCAGUGAUACAACCAAAGUCAUCCCAUGAUCUUCUCUGGACUGUAAUCCCUUCAUUAAGAAAACAGAGUUCAAGACUGCUAGCUCAGUAUGUCUGGUUCUACCCAGCCAGCUACACAAAGCAGGAGGGCUGCCGAAGCCCGAUACACUCCACAUGCUAUUCCUUACCCAAUGCAGUUAUCCCGGGCACAUACAGAAGCCAGUCUACUAGAGUAUCAGCACCAUUCAAGAGAUUAUGGUUCACCUCUCGCCCACAGCUCAGUUCUUCUACCACAGAGGAGACGACCAUCACUGCUAUCAAAAUUUCAGCCUGGAAAUGAAAGGUCCCCAGAGGUACAUGGAAGAGGAGACCCACAUAACUAUAUGUCUGAUCUGAGCAAGCAAACAGAUCUAGACCUUGCAGAGUCAAAGAGGCCCAGGCUGGAACUGUUACAAGAGCCAUUGAUCAGACACUCCUCACUCCUUAAUCAGAGCCAACAUGGAGCUAGUGAAGACCUAGGCAAGGAUCGCUGCUUAAGUGGAAAAUUAGAGCCUGUGUCCCCUUCCAGUCCUCCUCAUGCUGAUGGAGACUUGGAUCUACUGCCUACAAGGCUAUCCAAAGAGGAGCUGAUUCAGAACAUGGAUAGGGUGGACCGUGAGAUUACCAUGGUAGAACAGCAAAUCUCCAAGUUAAAGAAGAAACAGCAACAGCUAGAAGAAGAAGCAGCUAAACCAUUAGAGCCUGAGAAACCCCUCUCGCCUCCGCCAAUUGAAUCGAAGCACCGCAGCCUGGUCCAAAUUAUAUAUGAUGAGAACAGGAAAAAGGCGGAGGCAGCUCAUCGGAUUCUGGAAGGUCUGGGCCCUCAUGUGGAACUGGUACGUCACAUUCAUGAUACAUCGGAACUAAAAUGUUUCACGUGUCCCUUAUCACAGCCACUGUAUAACCAGCCAUCAGACACCAAGCAAUACCAUGAAAAUAUUAAAAUAAACCAGACUAUGCGUAAGAAGCUAAUUCUAUAUUUUAAAAGAAGGAAUCACGCCCGCAAGCAAUGGGUUGAGAUGCCGACUGCGCAGAGUUUUGGAGCCAGAGGACAGCUUAAUGUUUCAAGGCACAAAAGACCAGACGCUGAUCUAGCAAAAUACAAGGAACAGAAACUCUGCCAGCGUUAUGACCAGUUGAUGGAAGCCUGGGAGAAAAAGGUGGAACGUAUUGAAAACAAUCCACGCAGGAGAGCCAAGGAGAGCAAGAUAAGAGAGUACUAUGAGAAGCAGUUCCCUGAGAUCCGCAAGCAGAGGGAGCUUCAAGAACGCAUGCAGAGCAGGGUAGGACAAAGGGGAAGCGGCCUGUCCUUAUCUGCUGCACGCAGCGAGCAUGAAGUGUCAGAAAUCAUUGACGGCCUCUCCGAGCAGGAGAACCUGGAGAAACAGAUGCGUCAGCUAGCAGUCAUCCCUCCCAUGCUGUUUGAUGCAGAGCAGCAGCGUAUCAAGUUCAUUAAUAUGAAUGGCCUGAUGGACGACCCCAUGAAGGUGUACAAGGAGCGACAGGUCAUGAACAUGUGGAGUGAACAAGAGAAGGAGACCUUCAGGGAGAAAUUUAUCCAGCAACCAAAGAACUUUGUGUUCAUUGCUUCAUUCUUGGAAAGAAAGACUGUGUCCGAUUGUGUUCUUUUCUAUUACCUGACCAAAAAGAAUGAGAACUACAAAAGUCUUGUAAGAAGAAAUUAUCGUCGAAGGGGAAAGGGCCAGCAGCAGAUGCCCCGUAGUACCCAGGAAGAAAAAGAUGAAAAAGAGAAAGAGCCUGAAAAAGAAGAGUUUAAACAAGAUGUUGAAAAUGACAAAGAGGAGCUUGGGAAGGAGAAAACUGAAGACACUUCUGGGGAAGAGAAUGAUGACAAAGAAGCAGUGACCUCAAAAGGGAGAAAAACUUUUAACAGCCAAGGGCGCCGUAAAGGACGUAUUACACGCUCCAUGGCAAAUGAAGCCAAUGAAGAGGCUUCCACACCACAGCAGAACUCAGAUUUAGCAGCAAUGGAAAUGAAUGAAAGCUCACGGUGGACUGAAGAGGAAAUGGAAACCGCUAAGAAAGGUUUGUUUGAAUAUGGCCGUAAUUGGUCUGCCAUUGCGAGAAUGGUGGGCUCCAAAACAGUGUCCCAGUGCAAGAAUUUUUACUUCAACUACAAGAAGAGGCAGAACUUAGACAGCAUCCUACAGCAGCACAAACUGAAGAUGGAGAAGGAGCGCAAUAACAGACGUAAAAAGAAAAAAGCAGUGCAGAUGGAGGAGGAGGUUCAGUACACUCCUGCUGUAGAAGAUGAGGAGAUGGAGGCAUCAGGAAUCAGUGGUAAUGAAGAAGAAAUGGCAGAAGAAGGAGACCUUGCAGUUAACAAUAGUUCAGAUACAGAGAGCGUUCCAUCACCAAGACAGGAAGCCAAAGAGAGCAAAGACAAUGAGGUCAAGCCAGUAGGAACCUCUGUAGCGGAAACUUACAGUGAGGUGCCAGCUGAUCCUGGUAACUCAACUGUGCAGCAAUCUCAGGAAAAUACUGAAAGGACUAGUAAUGAGGAGGAAUCCAAAGAAGAUCUAGAAGCUAGUACAGUCAAAAAGGAAGAGGAAGAUGAAGGAAGAUCAUGUGAGGAGCCAAACAAAAGUGAAAUAAAGCAAGAAGAAACAGAGGACUUUAAAGAAACUGUUGCAGAAAUGAUUGAGGAGGCACCAAAAGAGGCAACAGAAGCACCACAGAAAGUGGAAAAGAAGCAUAGCAAACAUGGGGGGAAGACAAAUGCAGACAGUGACUCUAGCGCCACCUGCAGUGCAGAUGAGGCUGAAGAGCAGGAUUCCACUGACAAAAACAGGCUGAUGUCUCCCCGGCCUAGUUUGCUAAACACUGGCAGCGACACGCGAGUGAACUCCUCGCCUCAGAAACCAAUGGACCUGAAACAACUGAAGCAAAGAGCGGCUGCCAUUCCACCUAUUAUCUCAGAAGGCUUCUCUGAGUCAGCUCCUCAAACAGUUCCCAUGAAACCUCAUCAUGCUUUAGCGCUUUAUCAAGAGCAGAUCACCAAGGUUCACGAGUCGGCCCUGGAUGGACAAGCACCAGCUAAGCAACCUCCUUCGCAUUUAACAUCUGAAAAAGAACCCCAGACAAUCAGUAGCCCGAAAGGGAAAGCUGCAGAUAAAGAUGACAAUGCUGCAUAUAUGACAUUACCGGUAGAAAGUCAGAGGUUAAGUGCUGAACAGACUUGCCUUCCACCAUGGCCCUCUACAGCACAGUAUCAAGUGCCUGCCAGAGAAGUAUUAAAGCCCCUUCCGCAACAUGAAGCAACAUCCCCGUAUAACUCUCAAGGUCAUCCAAUGCCAUUAAACCUGCACGAUGGUUCACGGUCACUGGCUCCUCGUAUUAACAGCAUAUCAAACCCACCUCCUCUCAUCUCCUCUAGCAAACACCCAGCUGCCAUCGAAAGGCCCAUGGGCUCCAUAUCUCAGGGUGUCCCCAUCCCACUUCAUACACCAUACAGUUCUGAACAUGCAAAAGUCCCUGUUGGGUCUAUCACAAUGGGUUUACCAAUGAGUAUUGACCCUAAAAAACUGGGUGAGGAGCUGCCUUUCUUGGCUGUAAAACAAGAACAGCUCUCUCCCAAGAGCCAGCCGAGCCAACCUGAAAACCUAGUGAUGCAGACAACUCAAGACAGCUCCAUUUUUAGGGGAACAGCUCAUGGAGGAAGUCUCACUAAAGGUUUACCAAGCAAUCGACCUCCUCCAGAUACCCAAAUAACGUACAGAGGGUCCAUAACACAUGGCACUCCGGCAGAUGUACUCUACAAAGGAACCAUUUCGAAGAUCAUGGGAGAACACAGUCCUGGCAGGGUAGACCGAAUGCGGGAGGAACCGCUGUCCAAAGGUCAGGUCAUUUAUAAAGGCAAGAAAGGCCACAUCCUGUCCCUCGAUGGCAAGUCUGGCAGUUCAGCUUCUCAAAACCCCAAAGAGGAUAAUCGACCUGUUGGGUCCUCUCAAGAAGCAAGCACUGCCAAACGCACUUAUGACAUGAUGGAAGGGCAGAUGUCAAGAGGCUUACAAGUUCGGGACAUUUCAGCGGGUAAUAUAGAAGGUUUAAUGGGAAGAGCAAUUCCUGGUGACAGACACAGUCCACACAGCUUGAAAGAACCACCACAGCAUAUACGAGGCUCCAUUACCCAGGGGAUCCCACGCUCCUACAUUGAGGCUCAAGAAGACUACCUCAGGAGAGAAGCUAAGCAACUCAAGAGAGAAAGCACUCCACCACGAAGCCUGUCUGAUGCCUACAAAGUCCGGACACAUGAGGGACUUUCAGGACCACUCAAACUUAAGACACAUGAGGAAGUGGUGGCCACAGUAAAAGAAGUUGGUAGAUCUGUUCAUGAGAUUCCCAGGGAAGAAAUGAGACGUAGCGCUGAGAUGCAAGUUAAUCCCCGACAACAUAAGGAGGGGUCAAUUACACAGGGUACACCUUUGAAGUAUGAUAGUGGUUCUUCAGUAAGUGCCAAGAAACAUGAUGUACGAUCCAUAAUUGGUAGCACAGGUAGAUCAUACCACCCUUUGCAUCCCAUUGAGGUAUUGCAAGACCCAAGAGCAUAUGAUGAGAUGAUGCUCAAAAGUAGAGCAAGCUCUGGUUCUAUAACUAGAGGCGCUCCUGUAAUUGUUCCCGACCCUGGAAAGCCCAGACAUAGUCCACUCUCCUAUGAGGAUCAUCAGUUGCCCCAUGGAGCAACAUACGGUAGCCAUCUGAAUAGAGGAUCUCCUGUGACUACAAGGGAGUCUGCACAGCGGAGCCAUGAAGGAGGUAUUAGUUCUGGAAAACCUCUGACCCAGGAAAGGAAGAGCACCCCUAAUCCCAGAGAAAUGUCAAACUCCAAGUCACCUCAUACAACAGUCCCUGAACAUCUCCAUGCAAUGUCUCCCUAUGAGCACUUAUUCCGGGGAGUCAGCCAAGCUGAGUUGUACGGUCACAUACCCUUAGCAUUUGACCCUUCAGCUAUUUCCAGAGGAAUCCCAUUGGAAGCAGCUGCCUACUACUUGCCUAGACAGCUAGCCCCAAAUGCAGCAUACCCCCACCUCUAUCCACCAUACCUCAUCCGUGGGUAUCCAGACACUGCUGCCAUGGAGAACCGUCAGACAAUCAUCAAUGACUACAUCACUUCCCAGCAUAUGCAUCACAAUCCAUCAACUGCCAUGGCACAGAGGGCUGAAAUGCUACGUGGGCUUCAACCAAGGGACCCGGCAAUGGCUCUCAACUACACAGCAGGUCCUCGAAGAAUUAUAGACCUGUCUCAAGUGCCACAUCUACCUGUCCUCAUACCUCAGUCUUCAGCCUCAUCUGCUGCAACGAUGGACCGCAUCACUUACAUCUCUGGUGGGCCACAAGCUUUCAGCAACAGACUAAGUAGCUCCCCACUUUCCCCAGCAACAACCACACACAUGACCAAGCAGACCUCAUCAACCUCAGAGCGAGAAAGAGAUAGGGAGAAAUCAGUGCUUACAACAACAGUGGAGCAUGCUCCCAUAUGGAGACCAGGCACAGAGCAAAGUAGUGGACGCUUGUCAGCUCAGAGUCACAUCCACCAACAUUCCCCAGCAUCUCCGCGAACGCAUGAGAAUAUACAACAGCGUCCCAGUGUUCUUCAGAAUACUGGAAUGAAAAACCUCAUGACAAGUGCUGAGAGUGUUACUCCUUCCGUAUUGCGAACAUCCUCAAGCUCUUCACCCAUUCGGUCCUCGCAGUUGUCCACAUCCUCUCAACGCUCAGCAAGUGAACGGGAAAGCUUUCAACCUGCAGAAAACACCAUGGUACAGAAGGAUAUUGCAAGGUCACGAGAAGCCAAAAUUGAGCGUUCAAGGACUGAAAACAUAUACAACUCCAAGCUGCAAUCAGCAGGCCUUGAACAGACAUCACCCAUUAAGAACAUGGAGUCCAGGUCUCAUUCUUCAACUGUGGCCAAUUCAGUUCAUCAGUAUAACAACGGACAGGGGAAAAGCCAACCUCAUCAGCCCCUGGACCAGACAGCAGUGCCAGCCAGUGAGCAGCACAAUAGAGACAAGACCCCAAUUAAACCCUUUUCCAUGCAGCAACAGGAGCUCCGAUCACUCGGUAAGACCACCAUGACCGCGGCCAACUUCAUAGACGCCAUUAUCAUGCGUCAAAUUUCUUGUGAUAACGGAAAGCGAGAAAGAGCCUCGCUAAAUAUCGACGCCAGUAGUGAUGGAUUUCCCACUGGGUACAGCCCUGACAGACGUGAUGCAGUUAGCCCUCUGAGUUCAUCACGCCUGUCUCAUGAGAAGCAGGUCCGAGUUGCCAUGCAAGAAGCUGAAAAUGCCCGUCUGGAGCAUGAAUCAAGACACAAACAAGUGCCUACAAAACACAUAUCUGAAGGGCAUCUACGACAGAAAACAGAUGGUCCACAAUCUCCAUGUCAUACAUCACAGGCUUCGUCACACCUGAAAAAUCAACGUGUUGUCACUUUGGCUCAGCAUAUCAGUGAGGUUAUUACACAGGACUACACCCGAAACCAUCCACAGCAGCUGCACCCUCAGAUGCCACCACAGAUUUAUUAUGCCGGAUGUCCAGUAUUAGAUCUAAGGCAGAACCCCAGUGAUACCGUCCAUCAGCAACAGGAACAGAGUCAGGCAGCAAGGAUAUCUCCUGGGAACAAUGCAGAGAAAAGAUCACCAGAUCAAAACAAAGCAUCUACGUUGAGUGGCUCAGAAGAUGGUAUCGACCCUAUUUCUCCACCAGAGGGCAUGGGACAACCAGAGUAUUCUAGAAGUUCCACAUAUACCACUUUAUAUAGAGAGGGAGAGCAAACAGAACCAAGGAUGGGUUCGAAAUCUCCAGGGAACAACGCACAACACCCAGCGUUCUUCAGUAAGCUGACUGAGAGCACCUCUGCUAUGGUUAAAUCCAAGAAACAGGAGAUCAUUAAAAAGCUUAGUACAACCAACAGGAAUGAGCCAGAGUAUAAUAUUGGACAGCCAGGAACAGAAAUAUUUAACAUGCCAGCCAUUACUGGAUCAGGACCAAUAGGUUGCAGAACACAGAGUGUGCCGGAGAGCUCCAGCAGCAACAUUGGGUUGGAGGCCAUUAUUAGGAAGGCCCUAAUGGGUAAAUAUGAUGAGCAGUGGGAAGACCGCUCGGCACUCAGUACCAAUGCUUUUAACCCUUUGAAUGCCAACGCAAGCCUGCCCUCUGCUAUUCCCAUAACUGUUGCUGAUGGACGGAAUGACGACAUGCGCUCCUUGUCAGGCAGUGGAGGGAAGCCCAAGAUUUCCCGACCGAGCAGCCGGAAGGUGAAGUCACCUGCUCCCGGACAACCAUCAGCAGAAAGACCUCCUUCUGCUUCAUCGGUUCACUCAGAAGGUGACUCCAACCGGAAAACCCCCUUAGCAAACAGAGUGUGGGAGGAAAGGCCAUCUUCAACAGGGUCAACACCAUUUCCAUACAAUCCAUUAACAAUCAGGCUGCCUACCAGUCUCGUCGCUGCUUCAUCCUCGACAGCCAUUCCGCAGAGCAAUUCCACUACCCCACAGCGGGCACGUGAUGAAGAGCCUAAACCACUGCUGUGCUCCCAAUACGAAACACUCUCUGACAGCGAGUGAAAAGAAUCUUUGAUCAAUAUCGAAACUGGCUCGUGAAAGGAUCCCUGCAGCCAUCUGAAUGCUCAUCAGCAGCCAAUGUGAUAUAAAGACUGGGAAAAAGGAAAAGUUUUUGAAAAGCCUUAAAAUGACUCCCUAAUCUUCAAUGGAGGGUCCAUGUGUUCCUUCACUUUCUGGCACACAGCUGCUCACAAAGGAGUAGAACGUCCCAGACCUCGUAGAAGAUUGGAUUUUUCAGCUCUAUACUCAGGGGAUAUUUCCACCUGGUGCUUUGCUACAUUGCAUUGGUUUGUUAACAAAGCUGACUUGUAAGCGUGAUGACGUAUGUCUGUGUACAUUGUAUAUGUAUGUACAUGUGUUCAUAUGCACUUAAGAUAUAUACACAUUCCAGUUUAUUGCACACAGACCUAGCAAUGCAGAGCAGCUGCAUGCAUGGCCAUUGCAGAACUGUUACCAUUUUGGUUAGGACCCUACCAAAGGUCCCCUUACCAUGUGUUUCCUCCCCCUGAUGCAUCAGUGACAGCACUUAGUAUGUUUUUCCUGGCCCUUGCCCUACCUAUUGAAUAGUCUGCUGAAGGAUUCUUAAUGUAAUAAAGAGACAACCUUUUGUGCAUACACUGCAUGUUCUCUCCAUGGUUGCUGGUGCACCCUCACUGUACAUAGUGUGGCACUGACCUACACAUACAUGUACAUGUAGGUUAUUUUGUGUCACCCAGUCCUGAUGAUGCUGACAUUUGCCCUCAUUUUUUUAGUUUUCUACAUUUUCUUUUUGUUUACUGCCAAUAGGCAAUCGAAAGACAAGACCAUAAAGGACAAAACGGUUUAAAGUAGAUUUUUAUUGCUUUGAUUGUAUUAAUGAUUGUCAAACAGCAUUUUGGGAAGAAGGAUAGCCUCUUCAGUGUAUUUGGUUGGCCUAGAAGAACACUCAGUAUCUGUCAGUAAACAGGGUAUGCUUUUAAUAGCACGUUCUCAAAAAACAAUUCCCUUUGGCUUAAGAAAAAAUGGGCAGGGUAAGGCUUGGUUAGUCCAUGUACUUUUUUUUUUUUUUUUUCAAGUAUAUAGAGCUCCAGAAUAUGUGAAGAUCACAUCACUUUGGCCUAAAUAUUACUAAGACUGGAGACCCUGCUAAAAAGAAAGGUAGCAUUAUUUUGUCCUCUUUUGUCCUGACCUGUGUGUCUUUGCCUAUAUACUUUUGUUUCUUAUAUACAUAUAUACACACAUGGCUUAGAACAGAUAUGAGUGCCAGACUGUACUAAUUAAAGGGGCCACAGUAAAAUUUUGACAGAAUGUAUGCUACAACAUAGAGUAUAUUUAGUGCUCAGUUAAAUGAGCGUUAUUCAUAUUAAACUUUACAACUCUUCUAAUGCUAUUGUGGAGCUUAGCACCGAGAGACUGGCAGACACAAAGGGGGCAGCACGCUAUGAUGUGUGAGUGUCCCUCCUGCUUUGGGCCACACAGAACAGUAUCGUGGGCCACAUGUCGCCCCCAGGGCACAUGUUGUGCAUGUAUGGCUUAGAUGCUUAACCUUUAAACCUAUUCUUACCACUCGCUACAGCCUUGUAUUAAUAGGAACUUGGUACAUCUGUUGAUGUGACUUGAAAAUCAACUCUCCAAACCAUAGUUUUGGGUGUUAUUUUAUUUUCUGUAAAGCAAACAUGUCAUGUAUAAUAAAUUUGUUUUUGUUUUUUGUUUUUUUGUUUUUUACAAGGAAUGAUAUAGUAACUAUAUAUUGUGAAAAGGAAAAUAAAUUAAAAUAUUACA